CAUUAUUUAUUAUUGCUUAUUUUUGAGCGAUUGGCUUCAUAAUAUUCAAUAUUAUUAUUCUGUUUAUGCUCUCUCACUGUUCUCUUGUACGUAGCUAUCAAUGGAUAAGAAAGAUAUGAAAAUACAGGCAUAAUAGAUAUAAAAUGUAAAUUUUAGAAGAUGAGGAUAAAUAUUCGAGUCAUAGAUAAGAGUCCGACAUAGAUAAAAUAUUGAAUACCAGCAAGAUAUCGGCAGUCUUUUAUAGCAGCUUGUCUUAACAAUACUGUUUUUGAUUAGCUCUCUAAAACGUAUACGAAAAAUCUUCGAAGAACGCAGAACUUCACAAUGGGAUACUGGUCGAUACUGUUGUCAAUUGUGAUAGGUGCUCUCAUCAUCUAUUAUUACUUCUUCAAAAAGUUCAACUUCUUCAAGAGACACAACGUCCUUCACUUACCAUCCUUGCCCGUGUUGGGAGUCAUGGCGCCGGUGCUAUUUCGUCAGAUGUCGUUUGGCGGGUUCCUGAAUUUUCUGUACAACUACCGUCCGGAUGCGAAGUACUACGGAUUCUAUGCCAUGACGCUGCCAGUCUUCCUGUUUCGCGACCCAGAACUCAUCAAGGCCAUUUUCAUCAAGGACUUCAAGUCAUUCCACGACCGUCGGACUUUUGCCGACGUGAACGACCCGCUGAUCAACAAGAACAUGUUCUCCCUGCAGGGGAAGAAAUGGCGCGAAGUUAGGACCCUGCUAUCGCCCGCCUUUACGGCCGGUAAGAUGAAGUUCAUGUUCUCGUUGAUGUCGGAAUGCGCGGUAAACUUUGCCACGUUUAUGUCGUCGUUGUCGAAGGACCAGAAUGAGCUGGAGCUGAAGGAAGCGUUCACGAAGUAUACGAACGACGUGAUCGCCACAUGCGCUUUCGGUAUCAAGAUGGACACUAUGAGGGACCCGACCAACAAGUUCUACAUGCAUGGCCGUAACAGUACCAGGUUUCUGGAGUUCCGCACCAUCAUGCUGAUCUUUCUCAAGACCUUCUCGAUCGGGCGAAUCUUGAACCUACGGUUGGUGGACGAAGAGGUGACGAACUACUUCACCAACAUCAUCAAGACCAUCAUCAAAAAACGCGACACCGAGAACAUCACGCGCCCAGACAUGCUGCAGCUCAUGAUGGACGUGCGGGGUAAAGCCGGCAAAGAGCUGGACAUUGAAGAAAUGGUCGCGCAGGCGUUCGUGUUCUUCUUCGCCGGCUUCGAGACCACCUCGACCGCUAUCACCUUCUUGACUUAUGAGAUCGCGAUGAACCCAGACGUACAGGCGAGGUUGCAACAGGACAUCGACAAGGUUCUAGAGGAGACGAAUGGCCAAGUAACUUACGAGGCGAUCAACCAGUUACAGUACUUGGAUGCGGUGAUCUUGGAGGCGACGCGGAUGUAUCCGUCCAACUCGUUCAUAGAGCGUGUAUGCGUGAAGGAUUAUGAAUUGCCGCCCACGUUGCCGGGUGAGAAGCCCUUCACCAUGAAGAAGGGCAUGGUGGUCUGGGUACCGGUCUACUCACUCCAGCACGACGAAAAGUACUAUGAUGAGCCGGAUAAAUUCCGUCCGGAGCGCUUCAUGAACAACACCAACUACGAGAACUCACCGUAUUACACGACGUUCGGCAUAGGCCCGAGGAUGUGUAUCGGCAAGCGUUUCGCCAUGCUGGAGAUAAAACUACUGUUGUUCCAUCUGUUAGCUCGAUGCGAGUUGAAACCCUGUUCAAGGACCACGAUACCGAUGCGACUCGACAAUAAAGGUCUGCAAAUGGGAGUUGAAGGUGGACUCUGGUUGAGCAUUUGGCCCAGAAGCGAUGUACAUCCUGCGCUCGCGUCACCGAUCAUCAAUGACGACACCGUUAAUUCUUAAGAAAUGACGCGCACUUGAUUCGAAAUUGCGCGCGAGCAAGCAGACUUAAAAACGACGGAAAAUUUCUGUAGAGAAAAAUAUAUAAUCGCGCAUAAUCCAUAUACAAGGAGAUAUUUUAUGCUAACAUAUAAUAGGUUCGUCUUCGCAACAUUUGUAGCAACUAGAGCAAGUUCAAGUAAAUAUAAAAGUCCUAUAUCAUUUUGCGAUAUUUGCAGUGAAUCUUGACAUAUUAAUUCAAAAAAAUUAGAUGAUCAUGCACGAUAUGGUAGGUAGAAAAUAUGUGCUAUGUGUUCGUGUGCUAGAUUCAAUGUGGGUGGAGAUCAAACUAAAUAAAAAGGUCUUUUAUCAUUUUACAAAUAACCACGUAAAUUUUUAAUUAUUAAUUAAAGAAAAUUGUUGUGCGAUAAUGCACCAAUUUUUCUCUUUAAUUCUCUUCAAUUUAAUCUCUUAAAAAGAAAAAAGGAUAAUAUUAUUCGUGUUUAUAUUAACAAAGCAGACAUUUAAAAUGCGACUUUAACACGUUCGAUUUCGGCAACAGCAAAAAAUUAUCUUUGCAUUAUAAAGUAUAUUGCGUACAUAUUCAUAAUAUCGGCGUGCAGAAAAUAUGCAAAAAUAUAUUCUCUCUAAGAUAUUUGGCUAGCGUAUGCAAUACGAAAGCAUAAUUAUUUUUUAACCGUACGAUUAAUUAUAGAUAUUGGCAAUUAAUAUCUACGAGACGCGUUUUAUAGAAAACAAAACGCAAAACAUAUCACAAUAUGACGCAAAACAUUCGCACGAUCAGAUCAAAUAAAUUCGAGAUUUUUACUGCGACAUUUUUAAUUCGAGAGAUUACUGUUUACUGUUAUGAUACUGAUUAGUGUUUUUAAGCAGCGCGAUAAUACGUGAUGUGCAUAUAUUAAUAAUUUUCCAACUUCUUGAUAAGUUAACUGAUAAUUAAAUCAUAUGUCUCUCUUUGUUUCUCCUUUAAUUUAAACAAGGACAGACAUGAUUUAAUUAUUAGUCAGUUUAUCAAGAAAUUUAUCAAGAACAACCAGUCUUAAGACGCGUUCAAUGAUGCGCGUCGUCGCGGAUUAUGAUAGCGCUGUUUCUGAUAAAAAAGUAUAUAAUAGUUAUAUAAUCAUAUAUUUUCUCAAAGGAUUUGUCGUAUCGAAACGAGCGCACCAAUAAAAAAACAAACAGAACUUUAAAGCCUAAUUUACAAUGUGCUCUUUGCUUUCUGUUUCUUGUUCUCUGUCCUUUUUUAGUUUAAGACUUAAGAUGUGAGUCAGAGAGAUAAAGAAAAAAAAUAAACAAGAGGUAAAUAACACAUUGUAGAUCAAGCUUAAGUGUCAAGGGAACGAAAAAAUUCGCGGGCAAUUCGGAAAACAAAUUUCGAUCGUUUCUGUAUUCCAUUUUUAAUGUUCAGCUGUAACAUUUAUAGAGAGAGUAGCGUAGAAUUCAAUAUUUUGUAAUUAUACUUUAAAAAUGGCACGAAGUGCCCCGAAAAUAA
Molecule: messenger RNA, 3364 nt
Organism: Odontomachus brunneus
Lineage: Eukaryota; Metazoa; Arthropoda; Insecta; Hymenoptera; Formicidae
Product: cytochrome P450 9e2-like
Exons: 1
Coding region: 325-1875 (516 amino acids)
Molecular function (GO): oxidoreductase activity, acting on paired donors, with incorporation or reduction of molecular oxygen; monooxygenase activity; iron ion binding
Source: RefSeq, a predicted model, not a curated record